AUUUUAAUAAAAAAAAAAACCAGAGUGUGAUUUUUCCAACUGGUAUACACAAACACAAUGCAAUAUAUCUAGAGCAGAUAAAUGUGUUAAAAAUGACAGGUCUUGUGGAAAUACGGAAGUGACUAUGGUAGCGGAAGGAGAAUGAGGUUUUCGCUUUAGUUUCGAUGAAGCUUCGAGUGGGGUCCAGAAAUUUUGUGAUUAAAAGUCCCACAGCCCAGGUCAUUCUUUGCCCAUCCUUCACCAUCCAAUUCUCGUGGGCCUAGCUAAGCUAAUGCCAACUAACCACCACGUACCUUCUUCCUCCCCCUAAUAACUUUGCUUCCCUUUCACACACACCAUGAUGUUGAAGAUAAAAAUUGUGCAACUAAUAGUUGCGGGACUCACGUACUUGCUAGCCUUAUUCCCCAAAGUGUUGCUGAGCCAUAAGGAGAAAGAGAAGGUUCAGCCUCAGCCUCAGCCUCAGCGUGAUGAGGAGUCGGAGUGGGAGGAGUCGGAGUGGGAGGCUAAUGAGAGGUACGCACUGAGUUGGAGGCUGGCCGUUGAAUCCAACAAUGUGCGUCCGUGGCGAACUGUCCCACCUAAGUGCCACACCCACGUUCAGAACUACAUGUCUUCUGGACAAUACUACCGUGACCUUAACCUCAUCGUUGAACACAUCUUGCUCUAUGCCUCCGACCUCCCUCUUUCUUCCGAUGCCAUGGAUGCUUGGGUUCUCGAUGUUGAUGACACUUGCAUCUCCAACGUUUCUUAUUACAAAGCAAAGCGAUUCGGGUGCGACCCAUUUGACUCAGCCAUAUUUAAAGCGUGGAUUAUGAAAGGAAUGUGUCCCGCAAAUGUUGCCGUGAAAGUAUUGUUUAACGCGUUGAUAGCGAGAGGAUUCAAAGUGUUCUUGCUAACAGGUAGAGACGAAUCUCUUGCUAAAAUCACUACUGACAACUUGCAUAACGAAGGAUUCGUAGGCUAUGAACGUCUUAUUCUGAGGAGUCCCGAAUACAAAGGGCAAAGUGCUGUGAGAUACAAAUCAGCGAUUCGGAAGGCGAUAGAAGGAGAAGGGUAUAGGAUAUGGGGAAAUGUUGGAGACCAAUGGAGCGAUCUUCAGGGAGAGUGUUUGGGCAAACGCACUUUCAAGCUUCCCAAUCCCAUGUAUUUCAUUUCUUGAUCUUCCACUCUCAACACCUAAGCUUCCACAUUAAUGCUUAUUUUCCACUUCCAUGUACUCAACAAACAAUGCUUUGCCUUGUUGGCUUUGGCUACUCAAUUUAUCUCACUUCAUCCUUAUUUUCACAAUAUCAGUGCCUUUAUGCUGUUAUUCAACAUUCACUUAGUCAGCUACUUCAUGUUACCCGACACCGGCUUAUAGUAUAUGUACACAUGUGAAGCACAUGUGUGUGUGUGUGAAUUAUAGUUCGAAAGUUAGUUGAGUUGAAUUUAACUAACUUAUAUAAAUUAGGUUUCAAAAUAAAGCAACACUUUUCUUGCU
Messenger RNA from Cajanus cajan (pigeon pea), 1480 nucleotides. RefSeq names its product acid phosphatase 1. The record is from RefSeq and is a predicted model, not a curated record. Gene Ontology annotation, molecular function: acid phosphatase activity. Lineage: Eukaryota; Viridiplantae; Streptophyta; Magnoliopsida; Fabales; Fabaceae.